Messenger RNA from Olea europaea var. sylvestris, 1053 nucleotides. Its product is annotated as protein FAR1-RELATED SEQUENCE 5-like. NCBI's taxonomy places the organism in Eukaryota, Viridiplantae, Streptophyta, Magnoliopsida, Lamiales, Oleaceae. Gene Ontology annotation, molecular function: zinc ion binding. The record is from RefSeq and is a predicted model, not a curated record. The transcript is spliced from 2 exons. Bases 1 to 1053 code for a protein of 350 amino acids. Gene Ontology annotation, biological process: regulation of DNA-templated transcription.
AUGAUCAAAAAGUAUAAUUUGUAUGAUAAUGAAUGGUUGGCUGGUCUAUACGACAACAAGGAACGUUGGGUUCCUUGUUUUUUGAAAACCACAUUUUGGACAGGGAUGUCAACCACGCAACGUAGUGAGAGUAUUAAUGCAUUCUUCGAUGGUUAUGUGCAUUCGAAAACAACGUUAAAGCAAUUUGUUGAACAAUACGAACGAGCUUUGAGAAAUAAAGUUGAGAAGGAGUUUCAAGCAGAUUUCAAAUCUUAUUCGCAAAUGGUACCCUGUGCAAUGCACUAUGAAAUGGAGAAGCAAUAUCAGACGGUGUACACAAUAUCAAAAUUCAGGGAAGUUCAAGAGGAGUUUGUUGGCAAGGUGUAUUGUGAUCUCAUUUGUGCUUCGGAGGGAUUUUUAGGAAUGACGUAUGAGGUACACGAGGAUGUCGUAUAUGAAGAGCGUUCUACAAAGAAAACCUUUUUCGUCUCAUUUCAAAGAGACAAAUGUGAGUUUACUUGUAGCUGCCACUUUUUUGAAUUUCGAGGAAUCAUUUGUAGACAUGCUAUUGCAGUUUUGAUUCGCAACAACGUAAAAAAAGUGCCAGACAGAUAUAUACUAAAGCGCUGGCGACGAGAUGUGAGUAGAGCACACACAAGAGUUGCAGUGAACUACGCCGGAUUGGUUAGUACUCCGGGACAAUUGAUGUAUGAUAAAAUGUGUCAGCGCUUUACUACGUUAGCGAACAUGACUGCGGAUGAUUCAUUAAGGGCCAGUGCUAUACUUGAUUGGAUUGACAUGCAGUGUGAGCAGACGAUGGCGUCGAAGUCUAGUCAUGGUAGUAAUGUUAUCCCGUUGCACAGUACGCAAAUAUCCUCUAGGGCUGAUGCAACACAGGGAACUGGAAGUGGUAGUGUGCGUGAUCCAGAAUGUGCGAAAAGAAAAGGUAGACCUAGGACACUUCGUAAGAAGUGUCCUUUGGAGUCAAGUUCAAAGAAUGUGCCUUAUGUUUUGGGAAAACAGUUGACUUUGGAACUCAAUUCAUGUGUAAUCUGUCUCUUCGGAAGUUGGUAG